Molecule: messenger RNA, 4082 nt
Organism: Rotaria sp. Silwood1
Lineage: Eukaryota; Metazoa; Rotifera; Eurotatoria; Philodinida; Philodinidae
Source: the annotation of a GenBank genome assembly
AUGUCACAACCGUUGUGCUCCUGUUGCGAGCUGCUAGGAACACCUCCUGGACGAGUCAAUUUUAUAAUUAUUACUGGAUUACCAUGGAAUUCUAUACGCUAUUGCAUUCGUCUGUGGUUACUUGGGCGUGGUACGAAUCGUAUUCAUAUCAACAAUCGUGUUGAUUUAACAGAUUAUCAAUCGCUUGCCCGCAUUGAUGACCAACUGUUCAAACCAACUGAUUCGUCAUUAUCAAAACGAAUUCGAUCAAUAUUACCAGGUCAAAAGUGCUGUCAUGGAUAUUCAUUGACUUUAUUAGAGGGAUUCGAUAAGACAGAUUCAUUUGUCUGGGAUCAAUUCAAGCAAGACAUUCUUUGUCAGCUAGAAGUAAAAACAAAAGCUGAAGAUAAUAUAGCGGACACACGAGCUGAGCCAGUCAGCUGGGUGAUUAUAGAUGAUAAGAGAUGUAUGGAACGUGAACAUCUUAAUUUUUUUCUCCAACUUAAAGAUCAUCACGCACCAUUAUUGAGUUAUACCUUUACAAUCAUCUGUGUGAUUGGUGAUGAAAGACAACUUUUUCAAAAUUGUAUCCUUGAAUGUGUCAAUUGUCAUGAAUACGAAUCGUCAGUAUAUCCAGAUUAUCAGCAUCGACUUCAAGAUUUUCUAGAAAAUUUUAAUGCAUCAUCGACACUUCAAGAUCGUACUUUCUUUAUCGAACAAAGUGAAGCAUCGAAUAGCGAAAAACUUCGAGCAUUACUACUCAAUCUGCCUACCAAAGUCUCCGAGUAUGGUACUAGGACAGAAUUAUUUCGACAACACGUGGAAAACAUGUUAUCACCGUCUCGACGUACAGUUCACGAUAUAAAUGUUUUUCGUUCGAGUACACGAAAACAAUUCGAAAAGGUUACAAGUGAGCAAUUAGAGUCAGUUUUUAUCAGUCUUCAAAAUUCCACUACGGCUGAAUCUGCUGUUCGUAAAAUUGCUCGUACUGUAUUAAUUAAGUUUAAGUGCAUGAGCACUGAGCAACGACGUUUCUAUGAACAAAAGCUAAUUUGUGGCUUUGACUCGAACGAUGCUCAAAAAUCACAUACCAUAGCUGCACAACUGACUCGUUACGCACUGCAGUUAAUUAGCGAGCCACAAAAUACAGCCAUGUCAUUGAUAUAUGACAUCAUUCUAGUAAUAUGCACCCUAGGAAAACAUCGCCACUUCUGCCAUGAAUUAUUCAAUAAUACAUCAGAGAUCUUUAUACUGAGCAUGUCACUCGUUUGUCAACGUCAAUACGCUCUUGUACUCUCUGGACUUCGACUCUGUAAAACGAUUUUGGAUGGCGAUAGACUUGAGCAUAAAUAUGCCAUUUCUUAUUUGAGAUAUGAUAAAUUUGCUUCGCGUAAAAUAAUGGAUGCGAUCGAGUGGCUAUUAACGCCCUAUCAAGCACUCAAGGUUCAAUGGGAGAAAGAGGAUGAGUAAGUUCGAUUUUAUAGUGUACUUGUGCAAGUGUUCUAUUUUAGAAACAAUGAUUCAUAUGAUCAAGAACUGUCACCAAAAGUUGAAGAAAGUCAAUGCUUGCAACAUGCAGCUAUUUUGGUUGGUCAUAAGUAUAUUCAAUGUCUCGGUUCAUUAUUGUACGGAUCCGUUGAACAUUGCGCUCAAAUUACACUUGACCAUGUCAAUCGGCUCGUAGACACAAUCGACACAUUAGUCGAUAAUCGCCUAUCUCAUUGUAUGCCUAAUGAAAAACCCUUCACUUUAAUGCUUGUCAGUGAUUUAUGUACCAUUCUGUGUCCUAUCAUACAGUAUGGUUUAUGUGAAGUUUUCGUGGCAUUAAGAUGCAAAACGAGUCUACUGAAAGCUAUUCCCGAGGCUAUUCGAUUUCUUUUACAUUACGGAAAAGAAUUUGCAGACCCGUGUAUUCGCUUCUAUACGAUGUUCAUGCGCUCUAUAUUCAAAGAUUGGAAAGUUGGAUACGUUACAGAAACUGAACAGUUCGUUACACUGCCAAUCAUGAAUAACGUUGAGUCGACCACCCUUCUGAAUACAAAUAGAACAGAACCAAAACUCACACGAGAUAUCACCUUAACUCUUAAUCAAGAUUUGAUUGCGUCCUAUUUUGAGUUGCAUCGUACAUAUCAGGAUAUUUUAUUGCAAGCAGAGAAAUCAACAAUCGAUGAAACAGGAAAGUUCUUGAAUAUGGAAUGGGAGACGUUUAAUCGAGUGGAAUUGAAACUUGAUCAUGCACGGCUCAAACAGAAAAAUGACUCUUUGCAAGAGGAGAUCUCCGAGCUGCGUGAUGAACUUGAACGAACACGAUCACAGCGUGAUCAACUUCAAUUACAAAGUAUCGAGCUGGCCCGUUCAAUAAAUGAAGUCAGGCUGAUAUCUCUAGCAAGCUCGAGAGUACCAUCACAAUCUUCUGCACUGCCGGUUUCAAGCACCGAAAGGCACGAAGAGAGUAUGAAUCUCGAGUUAGAGAAUCUGUUGCCUCACAAAAUCACUAAAGAACAAGCAAAAAGCUUUAUUCAAGAAAUUUAUCAUCGACGAGUGACAUUCAACGACAAUGAUAUGCGAAAAUCUAUCUGCGGAUCUCUUAAACAUCUUGGUUCCGAUUUGUACAGUUCACCGGUUCAUUUUCUGCAUGAACUCAUUCAAGUAUUGAGUGAAGGUCAUAUGUUGCUCUUUUCAGUUUGUAUGUUUAGAAUGCCGAAGACAAUAUUUAUGCGCCAACAGUUUCACCGCGUUUAAGAAUUGUAAUCGAUCAUGAUUUUAUUCUUCUGUCGAAUAAUGAGCAAGGUUUGCGUGCAUGCGACAUCUCAGCUAUAUGCAGCUUGGCUGUGAGCACAAAACAACUCAACGAACAUAUUGGAGAAAAGGGUGUCGGUUUCAAAUCUGUAUUCGCUGCUUCAAAUCAGCCAACACUCAUUUCUCAUGCUUGGAAAUUUGCCUUUCACGUACCAGGAUCUGAUGAAAUGUCAUACAUUACUCCAGUGUGGAUAUCUGACGAUGCUAUGCUCGCGAAAAUACGUGAUCGCAUUGAGAAUGAACCGCUUGAUACCUAUCUUUAUUUACCACUUAAAUUGCAUCCCUUCACACCUGAAGCUGAAGAAUUUCUCGAUCAGGUAGCUCAAACGGUCGACCCAUGCAUUCUGAUUAAUUUGCGUAGACUAGAAAAGUUGGAAAUAGUUGACGAACGAAAGAGCCAAACAUUGCUUGUUACGAAAAAAGUUAUCGUAAUGGAGCAGAAUCAAUGGCACGAAUGUACGAUAUUUGAAGGUUUUACAUUCACAAAUCUGACAGAAUCACUAGUUCAGUUGCAAAGUGGGUCAAAACAAAACAAUUUCCGAGUUUACACCACCAAUAUUAUUAUUCCAACUAUAAUCGAACAGCGAAGUACUACAGCAACAACAACUCGAAUCAUCCUGGCAUUUCCAUGUGAAUCAGAAUAUGAAUUGACCUACAAUGUUUAUGCAGGAUUACCUGUUUGCAAUCUUGGUUUCAAUUUUCUUUUCAAUGCGGAUUUUCAAUUGGUUACCAAUCGAGAGAGUGUUCGCGAGAAUGUACCUUUCAAUGAAUUUAUUCGUAAUCAUCUCGCCAUACUCUUCGUCUAUUUACUAUUGAACGAUAGCAAUAUUAAAAAAAAUAUGAAUCAUUAUUGUCCAUCGGACACAAAUAAUCAGAUAAAACAUUCACCUUGGUGGUUGCACAUGGUGGAUAGAAUCAACGAACUCAUCACGAAACAUUUUUCAACAUUAUUCAGCAUUCCUUCAGGUAAGCUGGAAACUUUGCUUGGUAUCCACAAUGCCUUUGAUCACUGAUGAUUGUCUAGAUAAAUCAAUUCGUCGAAUCAAUGCUGAUUUAGCAUCACUUGUGUCAAAAAAGCAAUUAUUUGAUUGUGCCGAUAUUCAAAUCAUCUGUAAAGAGGAUAGUAUCUUGACUGAUGAACGACUCAAAACAUUUCAAGUCAAGCCUGUCUCUAUUGUUGAUGUAGUCAACUGCUUUCCAAAUCAAGAGAAUCAAUCAAAUGAGUCUUGUCAAAAGUUUUGGCAUUGGGCUCAGGAAAAAAAUGUAGAUUGGUGGAGUACAUUCUAUCAACACAUCGAUCAAUC